Symbiodinium sp. CCMP2456 is the source of this 882-nucleotide messenger RNA. NCBI's taxonomy places the organism in Eukaryota, Dinophyceae, Suessiales, Symbiodiniaceae. The record is from the annotation of a GenBank genome assembly.
AUGCAGGGCCCAGCGCCAGUGUCGCUUCGCUUGGUCUCGAGACCGGCGGAGGCUUAUCGCGCGCGCCGUGCUGGUCAAGCAGACCCGGCAUCACCUCUUCCAGGCCGAUGCUAUGUAGCGCUGGCAACUUCAGUCUUCGUUGCCAUGAAGUCGAACUCUGCUCGGCGCCCUGCGUCCUCGCAGAUCUUAGCGAGAGUGCUACGGCGAGCCAGGCGGAAGAAGCGAGAAGAGACAGAGUUUGACCCUAUCGUCGAAUACCGCCGGGUGCAGGAGGAUCCGAUUGGCUCUUGGAGCUUCUUGGAAGACGGCGAGUUCGCAACGCGUGUGCUGGCAUGCUCUGCCACCGCAUUCCUGCCCGCACUCUUGUUGACCACGGUGGUUUUUCCACCCGCAGAUGAGGAUGGAAUCAUUUUCCAAAACAUGAUCGCCUCCUUCUUCUAUGCCAUCGCGCUUGCAUUCUUCUUUACUUUCCUUCUUCUUCUGCGCAUUGGUGGCCUUCUGGACCCCUUGAACAAGAAUCUCCUGGCAAAGUCUUACGUCGUGGAAGACAGCAGAGAUCAAAAAAGCCAGCGGAACUUCGGACCCGGGGACGGAGGCUACUACUCGGAGCUGCGGGUUAAACCGGAAGAUGAGCGUCAGCGAGACAAGCUCUUAGGCGAGUACACCACAGCACCGGCCAUGGCAAGGCUACGGAAAUAUUUGCUGGGAUCGAUAGCGCUGCUAGCUCUUGGAUGGACUGGUGGGGCUCUAUCAGGCGCGGAGAUGCGUCAAGACCUGGAACGCGAAGAGGAGGAGGGGGCCUGUGGAACGGGAUGCAUUCCGGGCUUCGAUGUGGAUGACGCCACGCUCGUAAAGAGGAGUUCCUGGAUUUUCAACCGCUAG